Messenger RNA from Myotis myotis, 3031 nucleotides. Its product is annotated as double-stranded RNA-binding protein Staufen homolog 1-like. The transcript has a single exon. The coding region runs from base 188 to 1678 and encodes 496 amino acids. Lineage: Eukaryota; Metazoa; Chordata; Mammalia; Chiroptera; Vespertilionidae. The record is from RefSeq and is a predicted model, not a curated record.
GCUCGGCGGCGCCAGCCUCCUCCGCGGCCACUCCGCCUCUUCCCUCCCGCCGUCCCUUCCUUCUCUCCCUCCUUCCUUCCUUCUUCCCCUCCUCGCCGCCGCCGCCCAGGACCGCCGGUCGGGGGGGACAAGCUCCAGGCAGCAGCCAGACAGCAUAACCCCUACUGUAGAGCUAAAUGCACUGUGCAUGAAACUUGGAAAAAAACCAAUGUAUAAGCCUGUUGACCCUUAUUCUCGGAUGCAGUCCACCUAUAACUACAACAUGAGAGGAGGUGCUUAUCCCCCAAGGUACUUUUACCCAUUUCCAGUACCACCCUUACUUUAUCAAGUUGAACUCUCUGUGGGAGGACAGCAAUUUAAUGGGAAAGGAAAGACAAGACAAGCUGCAAAACACGAUGCUGCUGCAAAAGCUUUGAGGAUCCUGCAGAAUGAGCCCCCGCCUGAGAGACUGGAGGUGAAUGGAAGAGAAUCAGAGGAAGAAAAUCUCAAUAAAUCUGAAAUAAGUCAAGUGUUUGAGAUUGCACUUAAACGGAACUUGCCUGUGAAUUUUGAGGUCGCCCGGGAGACUGGCCCACCCCACAUGAAGAGCUUUGUGACCAAGGUGUCCGUUGGGGAGUUUGUGGGGGAAGGUGAAGGGAAGAGCAAGAAGAUUUCAAAGAAAAACGCUGCUAUAGCUAUUCUUGAGGAGCUGAAGAAGUUACCACCCCUGCCUGUAGUUGAGCGGGUGAAGCCCCGAAUCAAAAAGAAAACAAAACCCAUAGUCAGGGUACAGAGUGGCCCAGAACAUGGCCAGGUGAUGAACCCUAUUAGCAGACUGGCCCAGAUCCAGCAGGCGAAAAAGGAGAAGGAACCGGAGUACAUGCUUCUCACAGAGCGAGGCCUCCCGCGCCGCAGGGAGUUUGUGAUGCAGAUGAAGGUUGGAAACCAUACUGCGGAGGGAACAGGCACCAAUAAGAAGGUGGCCAAAUGCAACGCAGCUGAGAACAUGCUGGAGAUUCUUGGUUUCAAAGUCCCGCAGGCUCAGCCCACCAAACCAGCCCUCAAAUCAGAAGAGAAGACACCGAUAAAGAAACCAGGGGAUGGAAGAAAAGUAACCUUUUUUGAACCUGUCUCUGGGGAUGAAAAUGGGACUAGCAAUAAAGAGGACGAGUUUAGGAUGCCUUAUCUUAGUCAUCAGCAGCUGCCUGCUGGAAUUCUUCCUAUGGUGCCCGAGGUUGCCCAGGCCGUAGGAGUCAGUCAAGGACAUCACACCAAAGAUUUUACCCGGGCAGCUCCGAAUCCUGCCAAGGCCACAGUAACUGCCAUGAUAGCCCGUGAAUUGUUAUAUGGGGGCACCUCGCCCACAGCUGAGACCAUUUUAAAGAAUAACAUCUCUUCAGGCCACGUACCCCAUGGACCUCUCACAAGACCCUCUGAGCAGUUGGAUUAUCUUUCCAGAGUCCAGGGAUUCCAGGUUGAAUACAAAGACUUCCCCAAAAACAACAAGAAUGAGUUUGUAUCUCUUAUCAAUUGCUCCUCUCAGCCACCUCUGAUCAGCCACGGUAUUGGGAAGGAUUUGGAGUCCUGCCAUGACAUGGCUGCACUGAAUAUUUUAAAGUUGCUGUCUGAGUUGGACCAACAAAGUACAGAGAUGCCAAGAACAGGAAAUGGACCAAUGUCUGUGUGUGGGAGGUGCUGAAUCCCUUCUGGCCAUGAACCAUUGUAAAAUCCCCAACAUAUACUGAAAAUACUGAAACUGCUUUGAAAAUUUGGAAUUUCUGAUACCUCCAGUGGGCCGAGAGACAUGAUGGGUAAAGAACUGGAGACAGCAGUGGUGACGAAGGCGGGAAUGCAAGGAGGUGGCCAUGGCUGUGCUCACGUGUGCUAUGGUUUGUCCUCACACAGCAGCAGCUGUAGGGGAAGAGAAGAUGGGGCCUGCCAAGCAGCCCUGGCUCAAUUGGAAACCAGCAGGUCUAUGCCCUAGGCACCUCAUUGCUUGGUUUUGAGGUGCAUUUUUGUUUGUAUUUUUUUGCUGUGUGAAAGAAGAAAAAGAAAGCAGAAAGCACGACCCCUUCUCAAACUGGCUCACUCAAACACUUUGGGACAAAUCCUGGACACCCACGCCAGAGAGAGGCCUUGGACCAGCUGGCCCAGAGCCGAAAGCACCAGAGAAAAAUCAAAUGCUUCCUACUCAGCGCAAACUAAUCUUUCUAGCGUGCUGGCCAUCACCUUCUGUGGUACCUACACCAUCACAAUCACCACUGCUUUCUUUUCCAAAAGAGAUAUAUAUUCUGUGUUUCAUUAUUUUCUUUCCAUUGAAAUGACACUAUAUAAAUUUUCAUUUGAGUUUCUCAAUUGUAUCUAGUUACAUAGCACAGUUUAGAAACUUUUCUGAGACUGACUUUAUCAAUAAUCUAACUGGCAAAGAUUAAAUCCAUGUGUAUAUGGUUAUACAUUUUUAUUUUAUUGGACUAACCCAGGACCAUUUCAGUGAUGUAAAUUGUCUGCCCUCUGGUUUAGCUGAAACAGUCCUGGAUUUCUCAGAAAUCUUGAUGAAGUCUCCCACAGUUGUAUAAAUUGGACAGUUUAGGAAUUUUAAACUUUAAACAAUCAUUUGGCUCCUUUGCUAUUUCAUUUUUAAUGCAACAGGACUUAAAUGAACUUUGAUCUUUGUUUUAAAGGUUAUUAAAAUUGUGUGUAUAUACAUAUGGCUCUUGAGGACACACAGCUUUCACUACACUACAGGAUAUGAUCUCCAUGUAGUACAUAUAAAAUUGCAGAUUCGUUUUCCUGAGUGCUUUAUACUGUUGAUUACAUCUCCCUGUAGGGCUGAAAAGAAUCACCUACCUAUGUUUAUCUCUAAAACUGUUGCUUUUGAUGUUGUUACUGUGCACAGAAAUGUGUGCAGUAAGGUCCUGCCCAUGGUCCAGAUGGAAAGCACGGUAGCUUGCAAGUUAAGUACUGCUUUGAUUCAUUGUUUACGCUGGAAUUUUUCUCCCCAUGGAAUGUAAGUAAAACUUAGUGUUUGUCACCAAUAAAUGAUAAGACUAAA